Symbiodinium necroappetens is the source of this 4299-nucleotide messenger RNA. The record is from the annotation of a GenBank genome assembly. NCBI's taxonomy places the organism in Eukaryota, Dinophyceae, Suessiales, Symbiodiniaceae.
GUAGGCAUGUUGAACCAUGUGAAUACCGACAUUGCCGUCGACGUCUUCGAGGUGCUCAGUGAGCUCACCGAUCCGGACGCCAUCGCCGACGUGGAGGAGCCGGAGGUGUUUCUGAAGGCCCUCUUCGAAGCGCAGCUCUGUCAGAUGACCGUGGACGUUCUCAUGCGCAUUGACGAGACCGCCAGCGACGAGGACUUCAAGGCCGUGACCAACGGCCUCAGCAUGAUUGAGAACCUAGCGGACUCGAUGCCGCAGGAGACGUGCAAGCAGUUCCUGGAGAUCCCGAACUUCUUGCCAUGGCUCAUCAAGCGCGUGCGGGCCCAGGGCGCCAUGGACUACAACAAGGUCUACGCCUCGGAGAUCUUGGGCAUCGUUCUGCAGAAUUCGGAGCCUGCGAGGGACUCGAUGGUGAAGCUCGAGGGGGUCGACAAGCUGCUGCGUGGCAUCGCUGCGUACCGGAAGCGCGAUCCGGCGGACAGCGAGGAGUCGGAGUAUGUGCAGAACAUGUUCGACUGCCUCUGCUCUCUGAUGCUGCUGAAAGCCAACCAGUUGGCCUUCGGACGUCUCCAGGGGUUGGAGCUGAUGAUCCGCAUGAUGAAGGAGCGCGUUUUCGCCUCCAACCUGGCGCUGAAGCUGGCUGACCAUGCGCUGAGGCAUUGCCCCGAGAACUGCCAGGAUGUUUUACGGUGUCUUGGCUUUGAAACAGGAGCCAAGACCAAAAAGGAGUCGGAGGCAAAAGAGCUGGAGGAGCAUGUGACCUCCAUCGUCCAGUCGCUCUGCAGAUACUGCACAGGGACGCCUGUAGCCCGCGUGCUGAACAAGUUCGUCGAGAACCAGUUCGAGAAGCUGGAGCGACUGCUGGAGAUGCACGAGGAGUACAACCGCUCAGUCAAGGCCGCAGAUGAGGCCCGAGACCAGGGCCUCGCGCAGAAGAUCGACCGAGAGCUGGAAGUAAACGACGAGGAGCAGCUCUUUCUGGAUCGCUGCGAUGCCGGUCUCUUCACUCUGCAGCAGGUGGACUUGAUCCUGGUCCGACUGGUGAACAUGGGAAAUCGGCAGGCCAGUGAGGAGAUCGGCAAAUUGAUGGAUGCCAAGGGAGUGAAGCUCAGCGAGGUCCGCGAUGUCCUCGGGGAGUAUUGCAAGAACCUUGGAAAGGCCGCUCAGGACGAGAGAAAAGAGGUGAUGUCCUACCUCCGUGCAAUGAUGACCAGGCCCUGGGCUCUUCCCGGGGUUCCUCCCUCCCUCCUUGACUUGGCCGUUGCCCACGCAGACAAGCGGAACGAUGACACUGAGCUCCGGAUCUGGCAGCUUGGGCCAAUAGUGAAGCAGCAUGAGGGGCAGCCAUCGCGCGAGCAGAUCCAGGUUUUCAUCACAUCGAAGGCAGCGGCAGUGAUCUUUUGGGUCCUUACCAUUGCGCACUGUGCCAUCUACAUGCUGGGGCCCGGGAUGUUCCGGCAGCUCCUCAAUUUCGUGAUCUGGGCCCGCUGGCUGAUCUCGACACGUCUUGUUGUUUUGAUCGAGGAUUUGCUUCGAGAAGUUUGGGUGACCGGCGGCCCCCUGGCGAUCAUGACUGUCACGGAGGUGGCGGUCCGAGUCUCCGCACAGGGUGGCCCCCUGUGGAGGUGGCGAUCUUGGCGGAAGGUGAUGAUACCACUGUAUCACCAGCUGGAGGCCCUCGUGCUUGGCCUGAUGGCCUACCGCGGCGGGAUGAGCAUCUAUCUCCUUAAAGUUGCGCUUGAGGCCCAAGGCGACCUCCCGGCCAUGGUGUCGGAUCAGGACAAGGCCACCGUCCUCGUGCUCUGCGCCUAUCGCGCGCUGCGCACGUACGGGGACUUGCACGGCGUCUCUGUGCAUCAGACGCUUCAGCAAAGGCGGCUGAGGGCGAAGCUGAAUAAGCUGUGGAUGGAUGAGUAUCAACAAAAGCUGCAAGAGCACCGAGCGCGGCUGGUAGUGAAACUCCAGCGCAUGGUGGACAGGAAGGUCCCUCAGCUGCUCUUCCUGCUGGCUUCCUUACUCUACUGCGGGGCGGAGGUAUUCGACUUUGUGCGCACGUCCCAAGUUCUGGGCUACGUGCUCCUGGUGGCCUUCGGUUGCGAGUUCCUCAUAAGGACAAAGGCCCAGGGUGGAGAGAUCUUCUUCCGGCCUCUCUUUAACAAGCUGGAGUUCUUUGUGCUUACAGCUGGCACCUGGUGCCUCUUCUACGCCUCCUGGUACACCCAAUACUUGGCCUCCUCCAAAGCUGAAGCAACGGCCGUGGCCGCCGCCACGGCUGCCCUUCUGCUGCUCCACCGCUGCAUUCGGCUUCUGGGAAUCCAGCUCAAGGUCUCUGCGAGCGAAUUCGACGCGGACAGCGUGAUGAGUGCCAAGGCGAUGCAAAUCUUCAUGGCGAAGUUUGGCACCUUGGUGGACGUCCCGCCGACGAAUGUCAAGGUAGACCUACCCGGCUCCAUGAUCCACAUUCAGAAGGCGAGCCUGAAGCCGGAGGCUUUUGCGCAGCUGCAUUUGCCGGUGACCGUUACCGGCGGCCUCAUUGAGGACCUCUUCAUCGACUUCUUCAGUUCCGACACGACGAAGGACCUUGGCCGGCCUCUGACCUUCGCCCCCCGAGUCCGGGGUCGUACGAAGAUCCGGAUCAAGAACAUGCUCCUGCUCUUCGGACCCGGCCCUGGCCUCGCGGAGGCGGGCGAAGGGGAGCCGGGCAGCUACUGGCAGUAUGACAGCGUGCGGGCAGCGAAGAGCCGGGUGAUCGACCUCAUCUGCCAGCGGCUCACCGUUCCCUUCCCCACGGCGGCAGACCCAGCGGUGGUCUCGGCCGACUCCUUGGGCUCGAGGCCGCGGAAGACUUUCCGACAGAUGGGCCAGAACCUCAUCAAAGGUGCUCGUUACAAAGUCGGCACGGCUGUGGCGCAGGGGUUCCGUCGGCUGCGGAUGGCGCUGCAAGACAGCUCUGUACGCCACGUGGACAUGAAUGUGCACAAUGUCAUGGUGCAGUUCGAAGAUCAUGAGGGCCUGCUUGGCCACGGCUGCCUGACCCUCGGAUUCAAGGUGGAUUGCGUGAAGCUGCAUCGGCACCAGGGUCGCCACUUCAGCGCGCAGAUGACUCGCUGGUCGGUCUACGCCGAGCCCUACGCAGCCGCGGAUGCGAGCAGGCGAUCCUCCAUGUCUGGAUGGAAGCCCAACCGGACUGUGAAGAAGAUGGUCCGGUUGACCUGCGCCGAGCGGUUUCGCUCCUGGGCCUUUGCGAAGAUGGAGGACGAUCAUCCACCGGAUCCGCUUGCGCUGAUGAAGCGCAUUGAGCGCUUCCCCGAGAGGCACAACAUCCUCACGGUGCAGCAGGUGGUGGUGCGUGGAAGCCCAGCAGAAACCCACCAAGCAGAGGAGCCCAUCAAGAAGCCCUCCACUGAGAGCCGGCUCUUGGCACCCCUCCGGGCCGUCUUGCGCAAGGACGAUCCUUCAGCGUCGGCCUCCCGAGCGGUGGACAUCGAGAGCCAACUCUUCGGCUCGGAUUCCUCGCAGGCGGAUGCCUGGGAGUGGACGAUUAAAGUGCGGCCCAUGCGUGUCAUUGUCGACGACAUGCAGUUUCGCUGCCUCAGGUAUGUACGCCGCUGCGUCGCUAACUGGUGGGCAUGGGAUACGGCCUUCCAGUGGUAUCCGGACUUGCGGCCCUGUGACCCAGAGGUUCGGCGCGCCUCGCCGGCGGAGAGAAGCGUGGUUGUACGCUUUUGGUGGGUCUAUGCCGCCCAUCGUGCCCUCGUGUCCUUGGGCCGGCGUCCGAACUUCAUCUACCUGAACCUGGUGCGUAAGGCCAGCUACCGCCACAAGCACCGCAGCCUCAUCACCGAAGUCCUUGAACGGUCGAGGCCGCUGAUCCCCGGGGCACGCUUAGCGCUGAAGGCUUCGGCGCACCAGCGGCAGCAGCUGUCAGAGCUGCAGAUCCACCUGCCCUAUCCGGACAUCCUCACGUGCUUUAGGGAGGAGCUGGGGAAGUGCGCGAUGCGAGGAUGGGCAGCCCGGCCAACAGCUAUGGCUACAAGGGACGGGCCCUUGCCCGAAAGGGACGAGGAGCUGGACUCCGUGGUAGAGGAUUCCGACUCCGAUGUCUCAGAGGGUUCUGUGCCUGGUGACCUCUCAGGCGACGAGGACCAGCCGGAGGCAGAGCCGAGCCUGGGCGGCCACUGGGAGCUGAGGUGGACCGCUCUGGAAGUCUUCGUCCUGGGCUGGAGAUCGAACGUGUCCCGGCCCAUCCUUCUCCACAGCAAGCUGCGGGAGAUCUGUCUCGAAGCGGAUGUUCGCAACCAG